This is a messenger RNA of Drosophila bipectinata, 540 nucleotides long. RefSeq names its product C-type lectin 37Db-like. NCBI's taxonomy places the organism in Eukaryota, Metazoa, Arthropoda, Insecta, Diptera, Drosophilidae. Gene Ontology annotation, molecular function: signaling receptor activity. The record is from RefSeq and is a predicted model, not a curated record.
CAUAAGGAGAACAUGGUGAGAUCAGUGCUCUUUGCUUGCUGUUUUUUAGCCCUUGGAUGGGGCUUGGCGGCCCGGAGAUGUCCACCCAACUUUAAUCUAGUUGGACACAAGUGUCUGUAUAUUUCCCCAGAAAAGGCCGAUUGGUUUACCGCGGAUCGCUUUUGUGGCAGUCUAGGGGCCGAAAUCUAUGUGGCUGACGAUUCUGAUGAUAAAAUGCUCCUUACCGAAUAUCUAUCCACACACGAUCUGAUAGCCGAAAGAUAUUGGGACUCUAUGUGGGCAGGAAUUAACUGCUUGGGUAACAAUCGCAAUUUUGUAAGGGCAAGGGAUGGUAGUGCUGUGUUUUUGGAUUGGAUGCGAGCUGAACCUAACAAUCGCGGUGGCGACGAGGACUGCGUGUCUUUUGUCAACUACGAAGGGGAUUGGAACUCUGGUUACCUAGACGUUAAGUGUAGCUUGGAUCUGAAAUAUAUUUGUCAGAUUUAUGGAAAACGAUUUAUAAAAUAUUAAAAAUAUAAAUGAACUUAGCGGAAUAUCAAA